Puntigrus tetrazona (Sumatra barb) is the source of this 1322-nucleotide messenger RNA. It is a transcript of the gene sftpbb, whose product is annotated as surfactant protein Bb. Bases 103 to 1047 code for a protein of 314 amino acids. Gene Ontology annotation, cellular component: lysosome. NCBI's taxonomy places the organism in Eukaryota, Metazoa, Chordata, Actinopteri, Cypriniformes, Cyprinidae. Gene Ontology annotation, biological process: sphingolipid metabolic process. The record is from RefSeq and is a predicted model, not a curated record. The transcript is spliced from 10 exons.
UCAAAAUACUGUAAAAGAUUUGGGCAGCUCAUCAGUUGAACACAGAGGUUUGUGGUACACUGACUGCAGCUCUUCUCACUCCCGAGCACUGAUUAAACCAUCAUGCAGUUUCCCUGCAUCACUUUUUUUCUCUUCACUUCUAUCUUGACUUUAGGCCUCUCUAUAGGAUGGGCUAGAAGUGUAGACUUUAAGCUCACAGAACCACAAACGCCCAGACUUUCCAUGAUGAACACGUGCACCAGCUGCAGGAAGAUUGUACAGUUGUUGACGGAAAUCCUCUCCAAUCAAGACUCACAGCAUCUCUUCGAAAAAGCUUUGGACAAGGUUUGUUAUGAGCACCCUGUCAUCCCUUUGUGUUUGGAUGGAGCAAAGACGUACACACAUGUGAUCAUCAGACAUUUCAGUGCAUUUGCAAAUCAGAAUGGUGACGUAUGCGCAAUAUUGGGAUUGUGUGAGAGUCAGUCUAAGAGAAAAGCGCCAUCAGAGCUCACCGUUGACUUGAAUGAGCAUGGUUUGCUCUAUGCAAAACCCUCAAGAGGAACUAGUCAAGAGAUUCAAACCAAUCCCAUCUGUAACUUCUGUGUUUUCUUAAUAAAGACAAUAGAGAGCAUGUUGCCUAAAGAGAAAACUGAAGAAGCUAUUGUGAACCUUCUGGAUAAAAUCUGUGACUAUGUGCCUUCACAAUAUAAGGACACAUGUAACAACUUCAUAGAAAAGUAUGGAAAGCAGCUGGUCGAUCUGCUGUUGUCCUCUCUCUCCCCAAAAGCCAUCUGCUCUGCGCUGGGCCUGUGUCUUUUCCAAGAGACGCCACUGUCGUUAUCAGACUGUGAGUCCUGUAAGAUUCUUGCAGUCCUCUCCCAGUUUCAUUUGGGUCACAAUGCCACUGAGAUCCAGACCACUGACCUGCUCCAGAAGAUGUGCCACCUCCACCCCAACGCUAUUCCUCAAUGCGAGGGGUUCGUGAAGCUGCAUGGCCACAGACUCCUGAAGAACGAUGGAAAACAACCAGCCCUUACUGCAUGCGAGGAAGAUUACCUUUGCAAGUGACCCAAAUGAAAGCGAUCGUACUAAUAAGACUCAAAGAUCAGAAAAGCAACCUUUUUACUGUACUUAACCAAGCUUUCUCUAUCAACUGCCCUUGCCACACACAAAAUCAUGUCAAAUUUGACACAUCCAGUAAAAAUUGAGACAAUGACUGUUUAAUCGAUUUUGAACAUUUGACCCGAAAGGCUAUUUGUGUGUGUGUGUGUGUGUGUGUGUUAUAAAAUAAUAAUUUCCUUGAUUUUUUGUUCAAAUGAUGCAAGAAAUAAACUGUACAAAUA